AUGGCGGAACAGAAAGGGAAUGCCUUUCAAAAGCAAGAAGUGAAAGGAAAGAAAGGUGGUCGCUACUACAAAUCUAUCGGAUUGGGCUACAAAACACCGAAAGAAGCAAUCUUCGGAAAUUAUAUCGACAAAAAAUGUCCGUUCACCGGCGAUGUGCGGAUCCGCGGUCGGAUUUUGAAUGGAGUAGUUCGGAAAACGAAAAUGAACCGUACUAUUGUUAUCCGCCGGGAUUACUUGAAAUAUGUAAAGAAAUACAAUCGGUAUGAGAAACGGCAUAAAAAUAUGUCCGUCCACCUUUCCCCAUGCUUCAGGGACGUAAACGUUGGAGAUACCGUCACUGUUGGUGAAUGCCGACCGUUGAGUAAGACGGUCAGCUUCAACGUCAUCAAGGUGUUCAAAGCUCCCGGUUCGCAGUACAAAAAGGGUUUCCAGAAGUUUUGA
This is a messenger RNA of Echinostoma caproni, 441 nucleotides long. The record is from the annotation of a GenBank genome assembly. NCBI's taxonomy places the organism in Eukaryota, Metazoa, Platyhelminthes, Trematoda, Plagiorchiida, Echinostomatidae.